Messenger RNA from Penicillium oxalicum, 354 nucleotides. RefSeq lists its product as uncharacterized. NCBI's taxonomy places the organism in Eukaryota, Fungi, Ascomycota, Eurotiomycetes, Eurotiales, Aspergillaceae. The transcript has 3 exons. Bases 1 to 354 code for a protein of 117 amino acids. The record is from RefSeq and is a predicted model, not a curated record.
AUGCAAUCACAGAAACCCCUCGGAGGCUCCUUCGUUGCUUCGCUUGCGGGUUCUGGGCCAUGUGAGGGCCCAUUGUCCUGUGGAGGCGUACUAUGCCGCGAUCGAGCGGCAGAUCCAACUCGGGUUGCUCUCGCCUGGCAUUCGCGACCUCCAGGCACCCCGGCGGGCCCCUCCGGGGAUCUGCCUCCACAAAUGGCUUCUCGGGCUUGGGCUACUCCUUCUGCAGCUGAAGCGGCUGAGGAGGAAUCUUCUCCGGUUAUCAAGGCCGAGGAGGAAUCCUCUCCGGUUGUGAAGGCUGAGGAAGAGUACCGCUCGCCUUCGGAGCCUCGUGUAAAGGAGGAACCUUCUGAGUGA